This is a messenger RNA of Chlamydomonas reinhardtii, 3365 nucleotides long. RefSeq lists its product as uncharacterized. NCBI's taxonomy places the organism in Eukaryota, Viridiplantae, Chlorophyta, Chlorophyceae, Chlamydomonadales, Chlamydomonadaceae. Gene Ontology annotation, molecular function: protein kinase activity; ATP binding. Gene Ontology annotation, biological process: protein phosphorylation. The record is from RefSeq and is a predicted model, not a curated record. Bases 428 to 2281 code for a protein of 617 amino acids. The transcript is spliced from 10 exons.
UUCAUGCGGGUGGUACUAGGUGACAUUGUGCAUAAAUUGCACCAGAUUUGGCGCCCGGGUACCGACUUUUGCCCUGCGGGUGUCUGUGGAAAUUAAAUGCUUGCUAUUCGCCGAUGAAUUACGUAUUGUGCAGUGCUCUUCGUUUGCCAAACGACCGAUGCCAGUCCCAGGGUCAGGUCGGCAUCCCCGCAGUUGGUGACUGAGGAGCUCCUUAAUCAGACGAGCCCAUUGUAAUGAUUACAACGUGAAAAAGUGGUGGGGUGAUGGAUUCAUACUUUCUCCAAGUCAGGUCACCGGUCUAGCCCUCAGUACACGCACUAUCAUACGUGUUCGUUUGCAUUGGAGAAAGCUUAUCAGGUCGUGCUACCCGGGGCGACCUUGCCCCAAUUGCCCCCGGCCAUGUCACUGCCUUCGGGCGUUGCCGAGCAUGGCGAAUGACCUAGAGCGGGUUCGUAUAGACAUUUCAAGGUACGAGGAUCGGUGCGCCAAGCUUGAGAAUGUGCUACUGAGCCCAGAACUGAGGCCGGAGCUGCGAGAGAAGCUGGAGACCCAGCUGAACCUGCUGCUGGGAAAUUUGGUGGAGUUUCGGAAGAAGGAGAACCUGAAGGAGGCGCAGGAGUUGCAGGACCGGAGCGCGGCGGCGGCGGCGGCAGGCCCCGGCCCAGCGAGCCUGGGAGCUGGCGACGCGGCGGCUGGGCUGGGCUCACACAGCGCGGCAGCUGCUGCCGCGGUGGCUUGCCCAGGCCCGGAGACGGUGGCAGCCCCAGGUUUGGGGACGGCGGCGGCCCCAGGCUCGGGGACGGCGGCGAUUUCCGCCCCUUUCUCGUCUGCAGAUGCGACGGCUCGCUUCCUCCGCUCCAUAAUGCUUCCCACCGCUGCCCCCGGCGCGUCGGAGCUGCGGCAACUGUUCCAAAACCUGCUGAAGCACAAGGACAACCAACCUGUCAAGUUGCCGGUGCACGCGUGGGUGUACGACGUCGUGGGCCUUGCAGAUGGCUCAAUGCUUGAUCUCUUGGAGCCGGAGGCGCAGUCGCAGGCGUGGGCCCUCUCAGUGCUGGUCUCGUCAGCGCUUCACCCAAGCGCGCAGCUGCACGAUGACCUCGGGGACGAGCUCAGCGUUGCCGGUCGUGUGGACGAGCUGUUUGGGCGCGUGCUGAGCCUCAUGGCGCGCUACAUGGGCGGAGGGCCGCUCAAGCGCAAGCGGAACUGCACAGAGCAGUCCUUGACCGCUCAUCUCAAGCGGCCGAAUUUCAUGGUGCUUCUGCGGAAUGCGCUGCUGUUCAAGGGCGAGGACAAGCCCGCCAGCGGCACGCUGGGCAGCGCCAAGGAGGACCUGCUGACCAAGGUGCAGGGCUGGUCCAGUGCCUACCACGGUCAGAUUGAGUACCUGCUGUGCUACGCUUGCGCCGGCGAUAAGUUCGAGCUGCUGUACCUGCUCCGCGACGACGAUACGAAGCUCUACCACCUCCUCAGCUCGGAUACGUACACGCCAAGGGGCAAGAUCACCGUGAUCCAGGCGGCCAUCCUCGUGUAUGGCAUCAUCUCGCAGCAGCAGCACCAGCUGCCGGCGGACGCUCAGCUCAUGAACUCCCUGCCUCGUGGCUACGGCAGCGUGCUGUUGCAGCCUCACUCCGUAGUGAAGACAAUGGAGUGGACGCGCCACCUGAAUCAGGGGGGGAUGCAGCUGGACGAUCUGCAGCAGCUGUACACCGCCGUACGCGGCAGCAGUUAUGUCAUCCACGCGUCGGAGGGACCAGCUGUCAUGCGGGGCUCGUACAGGGUGACGCUGGAACCCAGGGGCCAGCCUCUGCAGGACAGCUGGUGCCCCGACAGCUCAGAGGAGCUGGCUCUCGCCAUCAGGUGUAUUCUAAUGGGCGUGCAGGCGAUCCAUGCGGCCCACUUUGGCCAUACCGAUCUGCGCUGGCCGAACAUCAUCAAGCUCACCCGGGGAGCCUUCCGCGUGAUCGACCUGGAACUGGCGGUGCCCUUGGACAGCCUGCAGCGCCACCGCAAGGAGGAUGUGGACAUGCCAGCUGUCUGGGAGGGAGGCGCGGCGCUGGUCGAUGGGCGCUUCACCGCUGCCAGCGACUUGUACCUGGUGGGCCGCAUGCUGCAGCGCAUGCUAUCCAAGAUGCCUCCGUGGGACCCCGCACUCGAGGGUGCGAGGCAACUCGCUGAGGGCCUGGUGUCCAAGGCAUUCAGCAUGGAGCAGGCGCUACAGCAUGUGUGGUUGCGGCUGCCCUUAGGUGAACUGCGGACGACGGUCCUAGGGGUAGUGUAGGCGGCGCAGCGGGGUGACACCUCGUGCAUGCACGCGUGCAUGUGUGGUGCAGCUGGAGCGACUGAGGAGGAGGAAGACGGUGAUGGCGUAGCAGAUGGUGAGAGGCGGUGGUGACUCGGGGUAUUGAGGGGUUUUACUCCGCCCCGCCACCUGUACCUCAGUCCACCUGUAGUGCUUCUUUAGGGCUCGUGUGGAGCGGCUUGUCACCGCUGGCGAGUGCUGCACCGCUCCGCGGGUACAUAUCCGAUGGAUCAUGGAUCAUCCACCGCAUGGAAGUGCUGAGAGACUUCUGGGCGCCACCAUGGUGGGCGCGGUGGUUCAAACUGACAACCGGGCGGCUAUUUCCGUACCGUGGACUGAGUGCCGUCCGGAGGUCAGAGACUCCUGAGACCAGUGGUAACUGCGACAGAUUAAAUUGCGUGCUGUCUGGAUAGCGGCUCGGAUAGGGCUGAGCCCCAUCAUUGCCCUUAUGGCAGUAACGUGCUUGUCUGCCUCUCGUUCGUCAGGAUUAUUAUUGGAAGAAGCACGAAGGUCAGCGUUCGCCCAUGCAUUGAGCGGGUUGCUAUGCGGCUAGGGGACGCGGACUCCCCCUAAGGAGCGCCAUGUUGGGCCGGCCCUGUGGCUUGCCGCCUCACCUGGAAGUUGUGGCUUCCUUAGGGAGUCUUUGAUAGACCAAGAAUGCGUAUCGAGUGCGACGGAGUCUGGCCCCGGGGCCUGCAACAGAGUUAGUGGCCUUGGUUCGCUCAUGUUCGCUGGAUGUGGAGAGCUGGCGGGCCGCAUCUGCUUGUGGCUCUGGUCCAUCGGCGCGUCCAUGUGCGGCGUGGCGCUCUCAGUGCUUGCGUAGGACUGCCGUAGCUGUGCGUUCUCGACAUGAUGGGGCGGCUGGGGGCGGUGGGGGAUGCGGCUGGGGGUGCGACUGGGGGUGCGGCUGGGGGUGCGGAGCAGACCGAGGGCAGGGUGCGCGCGCUGGUGGCGCGCAUCAACCAGAAGGGGCAGUCGGCAGCGGGCAGCCAGGAUGACGAUGAGCUGCCGCCAUCCCAGAUUGAGGGGGGGGAUGGACGAGUGAUUGUAACGCACCCGCUUG